Messenger RNA from Calliphora vicina (urban bluebottle blowfly), 2147 nucleotides. It is a transcript of the gene Sk2, whose product is annotated as Sphingosine kinase 2. Gene Ontology annotation, biological process: sphingosine biosynthetic process; phosphorylation. Gene Ontology annotation, cellular component: cytoplasm; membrane; intracellular membrane-bounded organelle. The transcript is spliced from 3 exons. NCBI's taxonomy places the organism in Eukaryota, Metazoa, Arthropoda, Insecta, Diptera, Calliphoridae. The coding region runs from base 85 to 1995 and encodes 636 amino acids. The record is from RefSeq and is a predicted model, not a curated record.
UUAAUUCAUAUGAAUUUGUAGAAAAACAAAAAAAAAAACAAACAAAAAAAAAAUGAAAAUUAAUUUUAAACAAAUCCAUAUAAAAUGCAACGAAUCUCAAUGAAAAUCGAAAACGAUUCUGAGAAAUCUGAUUUAUGUUCAAUUUCCAAUGAGCUAAGAGAUACAUUUUACUCAAACAGUAAAAAGGGUAAUGUCUUCCACGUACUCCUCAACUCCAAUGGUUUGCUGUUACAACGUGAAACAGCUGGAAGUCGUAAGGAUCAUCUAGUGAAUAUUUGCGACAUAAUUGGUGGCAGAUGUGUUUGGAUUCAGAAAUCGUCCGGCUUCGGAGCAGCUGGUACAUGUGGAUCAUGUACCCCAAGUAUUACAGAAAAGCAAAAAAUUCGUGAUGAACACGAAGAUGCAUAUCUUUAUGUCUUUGCCUAUAUGCUUAAGAAGAAUCUUAGAAAAGCAAUACGUCGUGAACGCACUGUCAUAACGUUGCGCUUCCGUUCAUUUGACAGCCAUGAAGACAACAUGCGAGAGGCCGAGAAGUGGUACAAAACAUUGAAAUCCUAUAGAAACAAUCAUCUGUUAAUGUGUUGUUUAAAGGGAACAGAUUCUAUUGAAAAUACAUUAAAAACCGAAAAAAAACGUCUACUUGUUUUAUUGAAUCCAAAGUCAGGUUCCGGGAAAGCGAGAGAGCUAUUCAAUCACCAAGUUGUUCCUAUUCUUAAUGAGGCAGAAGUUGCUUACGAUCUUCAUGUUACAAAACAUUCCCAAUAUGCUUCCGACUUUGUGCGCCAGAAAAAUUUGUCAAUUUGGAGUGGUAUUGUUGCCAUUGGGGGCGAUGGAUUAUUUCACGAAAUAUUAAAUGGCAUCCUUAAACGCAACGACUGGAAUCAUGUUGUAAAGAAUGUUGCGCUUGGCAUCGUUCCAUGUGGUUCGGGAAAUGGGUUAGCCCGAUCAAUAGCUCAUUGUUUUCAGGAACCAUAUGAACCAAAGCCAAUUUUAGGUGCAGCAUUAUCGCUUGUAGGCGGCCAGUCAGCUCUUAUGGAUGUUGUCGAAAUAGAACUGAAGAACAAAAUCGCAUAUUCCUUUCUAUCAAUAGGCUGGGGUCUAAUUUCUGAUAUUGAUAUCGAAAGCGAACGCUUGCGGCCCUUAGGUUACCAAAGAUUUACAAUUUGGACACUACAUCGCUUAUUAAAUUUGCGUACAUAUCGUGGUAGAAUAUCAUAUUUACCGAAAAAUCAUACAUCGGAACAUCAAAAUACUCCAGAAAUUAUAACUAAAUCUAGUCUUCAGCACAGUAUGAGUUGUAACACAUUUCCACCACCAUAUGAUUCAAGAAAGCAAUCUAUAUCAAAUGUCGGCAGCUCGGAAUUUGAAGACGUCAUAUCUUUAGAAACAGUGGCGAAUCAGUCUUUUCGUUCACGAUGUAAUAGUUUACUAUCGUCGGGAUCAAGAGUCAGCACAUAUUACUCCAUUGCUGAUAGUAUUUAUCACAGCAUUUCAGGUAAUAGUGAUUGUUGCGAAUCAGACAUGCACGAUACAGAAAAUCCAGCGGACUAUCAAUGCUCUCGGCUAGGUCAAUUAGAAGAGAACACCUUACCCGCGCUACGAGAUCCCCUACCGAAUUCAUGGCUUGUGGAGGACGGUGAAUUUGUUAUGGUUCAUGCCGUAUAUCAAACUCAUUUGGGUAGUGAUUGUUACUUCUCACCAAACUCUAAGCUAAAUGAUGGUACAAUUUAUUUGGUGAUGAUACGUGGUGGUAUAAGCCGUUCGCAAUUAUUCAAUUUCCUAGUCAACAUGAGCUCUGGCACUCAUUUACCCAAUAAAAAUUCCGAGUAUAUCCGAGUAGAACGAGUCGUUGCUUUUCGUUUAGAGCCACGCGAGAAUAGUGGUAUACUUACCGUGGACGGCGAACGAAUGGAAUGUGGGUCAUUACAAGCAAGAAUAUUUCCAGGAACUGUUAACGUUAUGGUUCCCAACAAAGUUGCAUUUAAAGAUUGUUAACUGUAAAAUUAAUUUACAAACUUAUAUACGUUGUGCACAUAAGCAAUCUAUUGUAUACUUACAUACUAUGAAUAUAUUAAAUAAGAAUCUCAUUGCUAUUUAUUAGAAGAAUAAAUAUACAAACAUACGUUAUUUACCCUCAUAUUAACUUA